AUGGCUCUCAAGCGCAUCAACAAGGAAUUGAUUGACCUCGGCCGCGACCCACCCUCUUCCUGCAGCGCAGGUCCGACGGGCGAUAACAUGUUCCAGUGGCAAGCAACUAUCAUGGGCCCAGGGGACUCACCUUACGCAGGCGGCGUGUUCUUCCUAUCUAUCACGUUCCCUACAGACUACCCCUUCAAGCCUCCCAAGGUUAGCUUCACAACGAAGAUCUACCACCCGAACAUCAAUGCGAAUGGCUCGAUCUGUCUCGAUAUCUUGAGGGACCAGUGGUCCCCGGCAUUAACGAUUUCGAAAGUGCUACUUUCGAUCUGUUCGAUGUUGACGGACCCGAACCCUGAUGACCCUCUCGUGCCCGACAUUGCGCAUCUGUACAAGACAGAUCGCACUCGUUACGAGGCAACCGCCCGGGAGUGGACACGGAAGUACGCCAUGUAA
Molecule: messenger RNA, 444 nt
Organism: Sparassis crispa
Lineage: Eukaryota; Fungi; Basidiomycota; Agaricomycetes; Polyporales; Sparassidaceae
Product: Ubiquitin-conjugating enzyme E2-16 kDa
Exons: 5
Coding region: 1-444 (147 amino acids)
Biological process (GO): protein polyubiquitination; ubiquitin-dependent protein catabolic process
Cellular component (GO): nucleus
Molecular function (GO): ubiquitin conjugating enzyme activity
Source: RefSeq, a predicted model, not a curated record